Malassezia japonica is the source of this 363-nucleotide messenger RNA. RefSeq lists its product as uncharacterized. The record is from RefSeq and is a predicted model, not a curated record. The transcript is spliced from 3 exons. Lineage: Eukaryota; Fungi; Basidiomycota; Malasseziomycetes; Malasseziales; Malasseziaceae. The coding region runs from base 1 to 363 and encodes 120 amino acids.
AUGCCGGCGGUGGCCUGGAGUGCGGAUACGCGUGUCGCGGCGCCUGCGCCGGAUGCGCCGCUGUCUGGUCCACAAGGAGAGGAAGGCUCUGUCCCAAAUACGCCGACGACGUCUGUGCCGCAUGAGUCUGCAGAGAGCACACAGGCCGGCCAAGGCACGUCAGGCGCACAGGCCGCACCAGAUGCGCCCCAAGGCAAGUGGGUCGCAGCCGAGGAUGCCGCCGAGUGGAAUAGCCUGCUGAUAUGGGCACGGAGGCAGCGUGGGCCGCAAUGGGAUACCGGGACGGGCGUUUGGCAAGUGCCGCAUGGGAGUGAGCAGUACUAUGGCUUUUCGAUGCGCGAGCAUGGCCAGCCUGAAGUGUAA